UAUUCAUUGUUGAUAUCGUUGAUAUGCCUUUCGACUUUGAACGUUAUUAUUAUUGUUAUUAUUAUUACUAGUAUCGACAAAUAUUAAUUGUCAAUAUAGAGGAAAUACUUGAGUAAUAGCGGACCACUCCUGCUACCACGAAUAUUAUUUACAGGAGUCUCAGUUUACUCUAUAAUAAUUGUUUACCAUGUUGGAAUUAAUUUUAUCUUGCUUACUUUUUAAAACAUUGUAACAUAACCUCAAAAUUGACUCGAAUUUAUAUUUCAUGCGCAUGCUUCUCCAUUUAUGAAUGUAUAUACCAGGUAUAUACAUAAAAAUGUGUUUAUUUCUAUAGAUUGAUCACCUCAUAUUUUUUCUAACCUCAACAUUUUUAUUUAUUAUCACGUUAUUACCUUUAAUUAAUAUUAUUCAGUGAUAUUUAAUUAAACUCAAUUCUUUUUAAAUUGUUUUCAUUGUAUAUACAAUACAUGACGAGGUAUUAAUUCUUUAAAAUAACUAAAUUUUAAAAACGUUCCCACAAUAACCCAAUCAGCUGUUUUGUGCGACGUGUCAAAGUGACAGCUGAUACAUGAAGUAACGUGUAUCGGCUUCUUCGAGAAACAAAAUUAAAUGUAACUAUUGUAGAAAACAUGUUUCCGUUUAGUAGAUUAUUUGAAAUAAAAAAGAAUUUAUUUUUAUUCUUCGUGGCACUAUUAAUUUUUGGAGCAACAUGCAUUUUGGCAUUAAAUUCAGUCGACAAUAAUAAUAAUUUGUUAGACAAAGUGAAUCCUUGGAAUUCUACUGCUGUUCAAAAUGUAAAUAAGACAAUUAUCAAUUUUCAAAAUGAAUCAAAAGAAAGUGUUAAUUCGACAUUAACAGCAAAACAUGAAGAUGCGAGUGGUAAAAAUUUAACAACCAUAAAACCAAUUAUGGUUGUAGAUGAUUCCAAUACUACUCAAAGUUUCGAUGCAACAAAUUCAACAAAUAUUAGUGGCACAACAACUGUUUCCACACCUGUUGAACCAAUUUUACCUGCAAAAGGUUCUGCUGAAGAGGAACACAAUAGUUCAAUGUCGAUUUUUUUCGUCCUUUGCGUAUUAGCAUUGGGAAUAUUGUUAAUUCAUUUGAUGCUUCAAACAAAUUUUCAAUAUCUACCCGAAUCCGUGGUGAUUGUAUUUUUAGGUGGUGCAAUUGGAAUGAUAAUUAAUUUAAUGUCUUAUAAAAAUAUUGCAAAUUGGCGUAAGGAAGAGGCAUUCUCACCAACAGCUUUCUUUCUUGUACUACUUCCACCAAUUAUAUUUGAAUCUGGUUAUAAUUUACAUAAGGGUAAUUUUUUCCAAAAUAUUGGAAGUAUUAUGGUUUUUGCCAUUAUUGGAACAACUAUUUCGGCUUUUGUAAUUGGAGCUGGAAUUUAUUUAUUGGGCCUAGCUGAUGUUGCAUAUAAAUUGAGUUUUGUUGAAAGUUUUGCAUUUGGAUCAUUAAUAUCGGCUGUGGAUCCUGUGGCGACAGUGGCAAUUUUUCAUGCUCUUGAUGUUGAUCCCGUUUUAAAUAUGUUGGUUUUUGGAGAAUCUAUUUUAAAUGAUGCAAUCUCUAUUGUUUUAACGACCUCGAUAUUGGAGUCAAAUAAUGCAGCUACUACGAGCGAGGCUAUUAUUUUGGGAUUUAAUAGAUUUGUUUUUAUGUUUUUUGCCUCUGCUGGCAUUGGAGUUGCAUUUGCUCUUCUCAGUGCUUUAUUAUUAAAACACGUGGAUCUUAGAAAAAAUCCCUCAUUGGAAUUUGGAAUUAUGUUAGUAUUUACUUAUGCGCCUUAUGUACUUUCCGAAGGAAUUCAAUUAUCAGGAAUCAUGGCAAUUUUAUUCAAUGGAAUCGUCAUGUCGCAUUAUACUCAUUUUAAUUUAUCAACUGUAACACAAAUAACUAUGCAACAAACUAUGAGAACAUUAGCUUUUAUUGCUGAAACUUGCGUCUUUGCUUAUUUGGGCCUCGCGCUAUUUAGUUUUCGGCAUAGAGCUGAACCAGCUUUGGUCGUUUGGUCCUUAAUUUUGUGUUUAAUUGGUCGAGCUGCAAAUAUUUUUCCAUUGGCUCUACUUGUAAAUAAAUUUCGAGAACAUAAAAUAACGAAAAAAAUGAUGUUUAUAAUGUGGUUCAGUGGUCUCCGAGGUGCUAUAUCGUAUGCUUUAUCACUUCAUUUAAACUUCAGUGAUGAAACAAGGCAUGUGAUUAUAACAACUACCCUCAUUAUAGUUUUAUUUACGACAUUAAUCUUUGGUGGUUCCACUAUGCCUUUAUUGAAAUAUCUUCGAGCUGAAAAAAAGCAGAAGAGCAGUAGUAGAAGAAGACGAAGAGAAAAAGAAAUUUCUCUCAGUAAAACUAGAGAAUGGGGCCAAGCAAUUGAUUCAGAACAUUUAUCCGAAUUUACGGAGGAAGAAAUAGAAGUUUCGUUCACACAAUCGAGAAUUCGAGGUUUUGCCCGUUGGGAUUAUAAAUUCUUUAUUCCCUUCUUCACAAGACGUUUUACGCAACAAGAAUUAAAAGAUUGCAAAUCCCAAAUGACGGAUUUGACGAAUCAAUGGUAUCAGGCAAUAAGAAUUAGUCCUAUUGAAUCUGAAGAAGAAACUACAGCUUCCACUGCACAACUCAGUUGUGCAAGCAACAAUAUUUUAGAAGAAGAAGUUGCCAAGAAAAAAUCUUUAAAUUCACAUAAUGGUGAGAAGCUUGCACUAAUAACUUUUAUGGACCAUAAUAAUUGAUUGUGCCAGGAGUGUUAGCUUUAAGUUGAUAGUGAAAUUAAUUUUACAUAUACCUACAUUUUAAUGAAUACAAAGAACUUUUUAAUUAUUAUAAACAAUUUUAAUAAUUUUAAUAGCUGUUGAUUUAAUUUAAAACAAUUAUUUGACGUUAAUAGAUAAUUUAAUUAUCAAUAUUAAUUGAUAGCUAAGAAAUAUUUGUGAUUGUUACUUAUAGUAUAAAAAUUUAGUCAAAUUUUAUUAGUACAAUAAUAAAUAUAUAAAUUGUAUAUUGUGUAUUGUAUAUUAUACAAUACACGUUCAGAACACUUUCCUAGUCGUUUCAUUCUAAGGAACUAAGUCAAGUAUUGUUAUUUUUAUUAUACUGAUCAUUAGGGUGUUUUAUUAUACAAUUUAUUAUCCAAAGAAUAGUGUUUUUAAAGAUGAGAAACAAAAUAAUAAAAAUACUGAAAUAUUUCAUAAUAUUAAAAAUAGGGGAAAAAGUUGUUGAGAUGAGAAAUAAGAAAUGUAAAUCAUUAUCCGUUUGAUUACUAUAUUCAUUCAAUAUUGUUGUCAAUGUCAUUUAAAAUUAUUAAUGUUCUUCUUAAUUAAUAAUUAUAUAAGUUCAGAAACUAGAACAAAAAUACAAACAUCGAGUUUAUAAUAUAUCAAUCUAUUGUUUUCAUCUGUUUUCAUCAGUAUUAAAAAAUAAUUUAAAAAAUUGCUGUGAACAUUGUACAGUACUUUAAAGGAUUUUGUGACUGUUUUCUUGAUUGCGCACAAUUAAACAUUUUAAUUAAUUAUUCAUGUAAAUAGCUACUUACCAAUCAAAGAAUUUUAAUUAAAUAAAUAUUAAUUACACUGUAUUUUUAUCCGUCCACAAAAGGAGAUAAAGAAUAAUGUAAUUACUUUGAUGAAAGAUCUAUUUUAUUUAAUUAAUUUGUUUAAUUUUUAAAAUUCUAUUUGUAAGUUGAGUGACAAUCCACAAGGACCACUAUUUUUUAUUCAAUGUUAACGUUGUCACAAAUUGUGUAAAAAAUAUCAAAUAAUAAAUUACAAAAGUAAUAUCAAAUCAAUAGUGUGUGCUUUGCUGGAUCAAUUGUGUGUAGCUAUUUUAAAUAAUUUUUCUGACUCUAAACAAAGAUUGUAAAUAUAAUUACGUUUAAUUUUUGGCAAGUGUGCGUGAUUUAUGCUCAGAUGUGAAUACAAAAACAUAUAUAUGUACUAAUUUUAUAAUUCCCAGAACAUUCACUCGAAUUUAAAAUAACAAUUUUCAAUAAUUAGAAGGGAAGGAAAUAAAAUAAUGGAAACUUCGUAUGUUCAGAAUAUGAGACACUUUUUUUUUUAAUUAAGGGCUUCCAUCACUUUCAAAAAGUGACUACAAUGUUUCAAUAAAAUAAAAAUUUUUUGUAAAUUGAUUUAAAUUUUAUUAAAUUGUUUUAAACCAUUUUGCUUCUUUUUGCCUUGCUUUCAAAAAUUUUUCAAGUUUUCUCAAAUUUUAAAUUUUUACUUUAAAAAAAAAAAUUUAUUAAGAAGAUUAAUAUCAAAUAGUAAAUUUAAUUAUCUAUUUUCUCUUUUGUUUUUAAAUUGAACUGAACUACGAAGUAUCCAUGUUUAUCAAUUUUUUUUUCGACUUUUACACUUAAUGAAUGUAUUAUAAAUUAGAGUGUUGUGAAAUUGUAAAACCUGCAAAAAUUUUGAAUGCGACAAGCAUGUAUCUAUAUAUAUUGUAUAUUUUGUGGACAAUAUAAGUACAAUUUUAAAUCAUUUAAGUAUUGUUUUUGUUGUUUUUUUUUUUUAAUUUUCUUUCGUUGUCUGUUCGGUAAACAAAAAAUGAACUGAACAUUAAUGGACAUUUUUAAGCCAAUUUAUUAUUUUUCUCAUACCAGUCUUUAAAGGGGAAUGGGGAUGAAAUUCUUCUACACGAAUUUGUUAUUUGCAAUUUUUAAAUUUAGCAAAUACAUAUACGUGAAGUCAGCGAAUAAACAUCAAAUCCAUUUAUUCAUUUCAAUUUUUCUCUAUUAGUAAAUUUAAUGAUCUACUAAUUUUUUUUUUCUUAAUUUUCCUUCAAAUGGUUUUAUUAAACUGGAGUACAAUUAUAAUGACCAUUGAAUGCCUCUUGUGUAACAAUUUCAAUAUAUUAAUUAUAUUAUUAGAAAUGUCAAAAGCACGUGAACACGUUUUGGCAUUUGAAAAAUAAGCUCGUAUAAAAUGCAUAUUUUAUUGGUCGUUAAAAAUUAAAUCGAAAAAUUUGCGGUAGCUGAUUUUUCUUUUUUUUUAUAUCUAAGAAGCAUAGCAAGGGUCAAUUAAUUGUUCCAAAAACACUCCAGUUGCCAUUGACUCGUUUUUUUUUUUUUUGGUUGAUUUAUGAAAAUCCUUAUUUAUUAUUACAGGCGAUAAUAAAGUUCUAAAAGUCACACACCACCAGGGUUCAUGUAAUUUUAUAAUUUAAGUUAUCACUUCUUCCUGUAAAGCCAUCGAUCAUCGUCGACAAUAUUCGUGUCUUUUUUUUUUUGUUUUCAAUAAGCUCCUAGCUGAUUAAUUAUAAUUAAUAAUUAUAUUAUUCAAUGAUCAAAAAAUCAAUUAAUAUUUACAAGCAUUUUUCUAUCUAUUCAUCAGCUUUAUCAAUUUAAAUUAAUUUUAUUGAUCAUUAUAGGAAUGAAAUUUUACUUCUUUUUUGUCUUAAGAAAAAUCAUGAAAUUUCUUUUUAAUGAAAUUAUUUUUGAAAAUGAGUUCAUUCAUUUUCUCAAAUUUAAUAAAGCAUUUUUCAAAUUUUAUAAUUUUUUCAUGACAAUGAGAUAGAAAAAAGCUGUAAAAAUAUUUUCACAUUCGAGUCGAAAAGCAAUUUUUUUUUUUUUUUUUUUGUCGACUUUAAUCCAAUUUUUCUCUGCAUUAGUUGAUUGAACCGCAUUAGUAGAAUUUUUAUCCGAUCAACAUAUUUUUUUUCAUAAAGAAAAAAAAAGUAUGUACAAAAAAUGUAUCACGAGAUUAAUUUCUUAUAAAAGAAAUAAUAAAUCAUUUUUGUAUAAAAACUUUAUAUGUAUAAAAAAUUGUACCAUACGUUUAAAUAGAUUCUCAAAAUAAUCGGAUGAAAAUUCUAUCUAGAUAUUAUAGGUAAUUUUUUCAUAUAAUGACUAUAAAAUAUUACAAUCAGCAGUAUAGCGUAUUUAUUUAUUUUAUUCGCGAAAUUUUCAAUUUUUAGUUAUUUAUAAAUAUCUAUUUUUUUUAUAUAAAAAAAACGUUUGAAUGAAUAAUUUUUUUUUUAAAGAUAAAUUCAACUAUAAUACUGUUUGUAAGUAUUUUAUAAAGGUGCCAUUAUUUAUUUAAACAUGCAGUGCUUAAAUGCUAUUUUUAAAUAUAUAAUAUGUACUACAAAUCUGAUAAUUUAUAAAUUAAUUCGUGGUUCCUAUUAUCUGAUUUUCGUGAAAAUUUGAAAUCAAUUUUUAUUAAUCUGAUAAAUUUUUCAAUAUUUGAAUUUGCAAUAUUUCAAUUAAUUAUAAACCUUUAUAUUUUUCGAAAUUUCUCUUCUCCUAAUAAUGUGAAAUUCAUCUUGAUUUUUAUAUAUAUUUAUGUUGGAAAAUAUUACAUUGUUAAAUUUAUUUUUAGGUCCCUCUACAAAUUAAUUUAUAAUAUCUAUAAGGAUUACAUUUGUGGUUCUUUUUUUUAUUGGGGGGAGGGUGAUUUUUUCUCUCUACAAAAUUCUAAGUACACAUUGACAAAGGAUCAUUUCUUGUCAUGAAAAAUAUAAGUGGAAGUACAUAUUUUUUUCUAAUUGGUAUAACAAAUGUUUAAGUUAGCAUUUGUUAAAUCCGAAUCAAAAUUUCGGACAUCAAACUGUACAGUUCUUCUUUUUUUUUUAAAUAUUCUUUUAUCCCUUCUUUAGUUUUUAAGUAGAAUUGAGAAUUAUUCUCAUAAUGAUAAUGUUAUAUUGUUAAUAUUGAGUGUUGCGAUCUACGCGAAAAUACUGGCCAUUCAUUGAAAUCUAUUUACGUAAUUUUUUUUUUUUUUGAUAGUCGAUAUAAUUUUAUUGUACUUCCGAAAUGGAUAAUUAAAAAGAAAUCAUUUACAUAUAAAACGUUUUAUUACAAUUUUUUUAAAACAAUAAAUAAAAUAAUAAAAAUAAAAAUUUUAAACAAGAAUUGAUUUCAUAAAUAAAUAAAUUUAAUGCAUCAAAUUAAUCAAUAAUACAAUUUCUCCUAAUUUAUUUAAUUAAGUAAUUAAUUAAUUUUAUAAUUAUUUAAUUCUAUUUGAAAAAACCAAAAUUUUAUGGACAAAAUUUAAAAGUUUCAAAUAUAGAAAAAUUAAAAUAAAAUAAAAAUUAUGCUAUCUUUUUGUUUGUUUUAAGUAUGUAAUAGUCACAAUUUAAGAAAUAUUCUGCACUUAAAAAUUUUUUGAAAAAAAGGAAUAAAGGAUUUGGAUAUGUUUAAAAAAAUUAGGAAUUUUAACUGUAAAGUUAAUUAACAAUGUUAAUGAAAUAUUGAAGUAGUUAAUAAAUUAAAUUGGCAAAUUUGAAAAAAAAAUUAAUUAACAUUAAUAUUACUGAAUCCAAAAUGAGUUUUAUUUGACUAAACGCAGUAGAUUUCAUCGGACCUCGUAAAACAAAUAUUAUUACCAACUAAUUUUUACGUAAUUUAAUGUAUUUCACUGUACAAAUUUUAUACGACUGCUAUUUUUCAUAGUAGUAUUUUUUUUAAAGUUUAUUAACUCGAGUAAGAUAAGAGAAUGCAUAUAGUUUAAUCGUCCAACGAUUGUAAUCGGGGGAUAAGCUUAACGUAUAUUGGAUCACGAUUUUUCGUCUGUUAAAUACUAUAUUUUUUUCAAUAUUUCUAGUAGUUGACUUUGCUAUGUGGGAACAUUUGUCUCAAAUAAAGAAUUAUCUCCCGUUAGCAUUUUUUCGAAAAAUGUUUUCAGGAGUUUUUUUUAUAAUAAAAGGAGACGACACAAAGCAUUUCAGUGGUCCUACGAAUUAUUUAUAAAUUCUAGUCGCUUCGCAUUAAUAUUAUUAUUAUUUUUGAUGUUUUAAUUUUUUUUUUUCAUGAAUAACGAAUGAGACGACGAUUUUUUUUUAUCCAGAGAGCUGUUCGGUUCUUUAAAUUAAAACGCAGAAUAAACUUGUCAAUAAUUUAAUAAUGCUCUUCUUAUUUAUCAAGGCUCAUUAUUAUUUGAAAUAAUGUUUGUCUUCCGUUUUUCUUCGCUGUUAAAAUUAAGGUUGUAUUAAGUUUUUUUUU
Molecule: messenger RNA, 7933 nt
Organism: Leptopilina boulardi
Lineage: Eukaryota; Metazoa; Arthropoda; Insecta; Hymenoptera; Figitidae
Gene: Nhe1
Product: sodium/hydrogen exchanger 8
Exons: 5
Coding region: 630-2729 (699 amino acids)
Biological process (GO): proton transmembrane transport; regulation of pH; sodium ion transport
Cellular component (GO): Golgi apparatus; membrane
Molecular function (GO): sodium:proton antiporter activity
Source: RefSeq, a predicted model, not a curated record